AUGGAAGCUAAAAAUUUUGUUCAGUGUACCAAAUUGGAAGGUUUAUCCAACUGGACUGAUUGGAAAUUUGAAAUAAACUCUUUAUUUGUGCUCAACGAUUGUGCGGGCAUCUUCGAUAAUUCCCUUAUCGAGCCAAAAGCUCCGGCAGAAAGCGCGAAUGAAAAAACGAUACGCGAGUACAACGAAGCCGCAAAAGCGUAUGCAAAGGCGAAUGCGAAAGCUGCUGUGAUCAUUCGCACAAAUGUAUCACCGAAUGUGUUAAAUUUGAUCCGUAUGCAUGGUAAUUCUGCACUAGCGAUAUGGAAUGAGUUAUUAAGUAAUUUUGAGAAGGUGUCAAGCGUGAAAUUGGACACUCUUCUGCAACAGUUUUUCACUUUUCGGAUCGAGAAAGACGAAAGUGUAAUGCAAUCACUCGCACGUUUACGUACACUGUGGGUGGAUCUUCAACGUGAGCAAGAGUUGAGCGGUGAAGGAAAGUUGCCGCAGAACCUGCUAGCACCGCGAAUCUUAUCUAUUCUUCCUGAUGACGAAUAUAUAGAGUUCAAAUCACAGUGGGACUCAAUGCCAAAGACGGAAAAGUCACCUGAAAAACUGAUGAUCGAACAGAUCAACAUGCGGCUGCAAUGCAAAAGAAGAAAUCAAGAGCUUAGAAACGAAAGUACGAUAACAUUUGUGGCAAAUGCUAAUUAUAGCGCAAAACAUAGUGGAAAGAAAUGGAAGAAGAGGGUGGUAAAAAACCUCAGAUGGUCAGCCAAUCCCAAUCCUUGA
This is a messenger RNA of Stegodyphus dumicola, 768 nucleotides long. RefSeq lists its product as uncharacterized. Lineage: Eukaryota; Metazoa; Arthropoda; Arachnida; Araneae; Eresidae. The record is from RefSeq and is a predicted model, not a curated record.